This is a messenger RNA of Armigeres subalbatus, 1100 nucleotides long. RefSeq lists its product as uncharacterized. The record is from RefSeq and is a predicted model, not a curated record. The transcript is spliced from 2 exons. Bases 344 to 883 code for a protein of 179 amino acids. NCBI's taxonomy places the organism in Eukaryota, Metazoa, Arthropoda, Insecta, Diptera, Culicidae.
CGUUCCCAAGCGACCAACAUUGAAUUCGCGAAUCUCGUACGGAACGGAUGUGUGAAAAGUCGCUGGCAAGUGUUGAUGUGUGUUCCGCGUACUUGAACCGGGGCUUAAUUUAGGUUUGCCGUGGAAAUUCGGAAAACUUUCCAGCGAAUCGUUAUGUGAGAGAUUUGAAAAGGACAAAGCAAGUGUGAAGUAUUUGUGUAGGAGGGGACGCCGUUAGCUGUAUCGAGAAUAAAAAAGGAUAAAUCAGGUUCGACCGGCGGUGAAUGACUUAAAAAGGAAGGAACUCCUUUGAUCUACUUUUCUUCGGCAGUGCUACUGAAACGGAUAACACAAUACACCAGAAAUGACUAUGGAUAAGAGUCAAUUUUCACCAUUAUUCUGGUUGUGCAUCGCCGCCCUGAUAAUUUCAUCGCACGGCCAUCCAGCACAAUCUCCACAAUCAGGGGCAAACUUUGCCAGCAACAAUAUAAUGCCACCAAUCAAAAAAGACGUUUUCAUGUCCCGCGGCUGGGGCGCUUCAGGAAUGCCAUUCUCCAUGCUAUAUCUCAAUCACUUCGCCAAAGCACAAAAAGCCUACGCACAAAAUCAGCAACAACAAAUGCAGAAACUUCGCGAGCAAGAGGCCGCUGGAGCUGGAGCCAAUCGUGAGCUGCGAGCUGUUGAGGAGGAACUUGAGCAACCUAGAACGUUGCCAUACGGAUCCAGAUAUACUGACGCACUGAUGAAUGGGCAAGCGAAAGAAAUUGGCCAAAGUGGCGGUUACAAGGAAACGGACGAAUACUCCGAUAGCACUGUCUAUCUGCCAUCCAAACCAAGCUCACCUCGAAGGCAAUACAAUGUUCCUCAACUUUUCGUGUCGUACGGCUGGGGCCCGAUGGGUUGAACCAAAUGCAGCCACGCAAUUAAUAAUCGUUUAAGAUUUAGCAUUUAAUACUAUUUAUUUUCCCUAUUUCUAGCAUUUGAUAUGUGUUAUUUGUGCCACCCAACAAGCUAACGAUUCAGAUUUGUCAAUGUGAUGUCUCGUUCCUAAAUGUGCAAAAUGUACCAUGCGAUAUACCGCCGAAAGCAGGCAAAGAAAUAAAAUAAUUUUGAAAACAGUA